GGCGGGGCCGCCGAGGUCCCGGUGCCGCCGCUUGUCCCGGGCUGAACCGAGCCGAGCCAAGCCGGGCCAUGGUGGUGCUGCGGGGUGGUGCGGGCCCCGAGGAGCCCUUCCCGAGGAUUGAGGACUGCCUGCCCCCUCUGGAGGACUCCCCAGCCAAGAGGUUCUCCCCCUCCAAGAGGAAGCAGUACUACAUCAACAAGGCCAUCCGCAACUCCGACCUCAUCCCCCGCGCCAAGGGCCGCAAGAGCCUGCAGAGGCUGGAGAACACUCGCUACCUGAUGACGCUGCUGGAGCGAGACGAGUGUGGGAGCGAGGAGGGGGAGCUCACCCACUCUGCCACCCCCAGCAUCUUCACUGAGGCCUGCAGCAACGAGACCUACGUGGAGAUCUGGAAUGACUUCAUGAACCGGUCCGGGGAAGAGCAGGAGCGAGUCCUGCUCUACCUGGAGGAGGAAGCCAGGAAGAAGCACAGGAGGAAGCUGCCUGUCAAGAAUGAAGAGAAGUGGAAAGGGCUCCCUGCCUACACGCCCCAGGAGUGCUUCCAGCGCAUCAGCCGCCGCCUGCGCUCCACCCUCAAGCGGGGUCGGAUCCCCAUGGGCACACUGGAGGGGCUGGAGGAGGAGCUGCUGGCCUUCUUCUCUGUCACCCCUCACUCUGUCUACACUGCACUGAUGGACAACAGCUUCGAGCGGCUGCUGCUCCACGCUCUCUGCCAGUACAUGGACCUCGUCUCUGCCAGCUCAGACAUCGAAGGGAAACGUCAAAUGAAAGUGAGCAACAAGCACCACGUCUUCCUGCCCCCCGAGCUCCUGCUCUCAGACUACCUGGGCCAGAUGAGCUGAUACCCUCCCGGGGGUCGCCCUGCCCCUCGCUUGGUGCACUGAAGGCUUCCUUCAUCUUCCUCCGUCUGCUCCUGGCUGCUCUCAGCCCUGCCGUCCUGCCUCUCCCCUUUGCCCAAGCCGGGUGCAGUGCAGAGCCCUCUUUGAUGGGGGCUCAUCCUUUCCCCCUUCUCCAAGAGCAGCUGCUCGAUGGUGCAGAGCUCGGUGGGGGGGAGGCUCGCAGGGGGCUGUGCCAUGCUCCCCUCGGGCUGCUGGGGCUGGCAGCAGCCGGUGUGUCCCCGCCAGAUAUCUCCGUGCCCCAGGCAGGAGGCGUGGGCCGUGGCUGGUGCCUAUCCACCCUGUUCCCCGAGCUGCCAGCGCUGCUCCCUGGCCCGGAGCCGCUCUCCUGGGACUGUGUUUGUUGGGGGUUUUUUUUGUGUGUGUGUUUGUCUAUUUAUAGCCCAGGUGCUUUUCAACAAACUCGCGGGGCUGGGGCCAAGCCCACCCCUGGCGCUGACGCUGGCGAUUUUGGGUGGGUUUGGUCCAGAUUUUUCUGCGGUGAAACAGCUCCCGGCGGCUGCUGAGCAAACGCUGAGCGAGCGGAAGAGCCUCGGGGCUGUCGCAUUCCCAGGUGCUCAGCCAGCGCCCACAGCCCCGUGCCCGCCCGUGGGGCGUUCCGGGGUGGG
Molecule: messenger RNA, 1504 nt
Organism: Dryobates pubescens (Downy woodpecker)
Lineage: Eukaryota; Metazoa; Chordata; Aves; Piciformes; Picidae
Gene: R3HDM4
Product: R3H domain containing 4
Exons: 8
Coding region: 69-842 (257 amino acids)
Molecular function (GO): nucleic acid binding
Source: RefSeq, a predicted model, not a curated record